Colletotrichum spaethianum is the source of this 936-nucleotide messenger RNA. RefSeq lists its product as uncharacterized. Gene Ontology annotation, cellular component: anaphase-promoting complex. The coding region runs from base 1 to 936 and encodes 311 amino acids. The record is from RefSeq and is a predicted model, not a curated record. The transcript has 3 exons. Gene Ontology annotation, biological process: anaphase-promoting complex-dependent catabolic process. NCBI's taxonomy places the organism in Eukaryota, Fungi, Ascomycota, Sordariomycetes, Glomerellales, Glomerellaceae.
AUGUUCGGCCUCUUACCCGACCUGACACCACGAGACUCGCACUCGAUCUGGUACACCUCUUCCCGGAAUCCCGUCACACAAGCCGCCCUCCUCGAAGCCCACGACCAGCGCGACAACAACCAUGGCGGCCCCUCCCAACAACAGCAACAACACAACUCCUCCUCCCGCCGCGCGGGCCAGCUGCUCAUAGAGCGAUCGGCGCUCGCGCGCCUCCGUGCCGACGAGCAGCAGAUGGACCGCCGGCGACUGCACGUCCAGAAUUUCGGCAGCACAUGGCUGAAGCCCCCCGGCGUGCCCAAGAGCCUGCACCAGAUCCGCGAGGAGAGGCGCGAGCAGGAGGAGCACGCCGAGGCGAUGAGGCGGGAGCAGCUCGCGCAGGAGCUCGCGGAGGCCGAGGCCGCGGGGCAGGACGGGCUCGAGGACGUUGUCGAAGGCGAGGAGGCGGGCGAGGAGGGAGAAGAGGCGCGGGACCUGGACGAUGAGAUUCCGGACGCCGAGGAGAGUUUUGGGUUUGACGAGGAGCUCGAGGCCUCGGGCCAGGGCCACAUGCUCGACGAGGAGGACCUCGUCGCGCCCGGCGCGGGCGGCGGGGCCGGUGACGACCUGGGCAUGGACAUGGACGCCGACCUCGACGACGAGAUCCCCGAGGCCGGAGAGCUGAGCGGCGUGUACGAGCACACGGACUCCGAGGCCGACGUGAGCCUGAGCAGCAGCAGCGACGCGCGCGGCGCGAGCUCCGACGAGGAGGACGAGGACGAGGACGAGGAAGGGGACAUUAGCUUCGCGCCGCGGGCUGCGCCGUUGAGGCCGCCGCUCAGCCCGACGGGCGACCGCGGGCGGGGGCCGCGGAGCAGCAUGGACCUGAGCGGGCUGCUGUCGGCGGACGGGAGCAGCAUGAUGGACAGCAGCCCGAACGUCAGGGCGCAGAGACGUUGA